AUGAACUUAGGGCAAACGUCAAUUCUGCUUAUGCUUUUCACCGGAACAAACUAUACUCCUUGCGGUGCAAUACUGAUUGUCAAAUUUAAAUUACCUGAACAGCAGCCAAAAGGCAGUAUUGUCGGUCACAUAAUUGAACAGCUGCCGAUGGACCUGCGCAUGCAGCCGUCAAAUCGUUUUCGCAGCCUCCAUGAAGAAGAAUCUAAAUACUUUCGCAUCGAUCCUGUAACCAGUCAACUAUCGGUGGCCGAGGUAAUAGACAGAGAGACAGUGUGUCCCGGUCCUUCCUAUGCUGCAAGGUCUACUGCAACAGACACAGAGUUGUUCAGUUUUACUCGGUGCGAACUCAGUUUUCGAGUGAACCUGCUUCGCGUGACCAACUCAAGUGUACGCAUUGUGAACAUGCUGAGAAUUUACGUGGAGGUGGAGGAUAUUGAUGACCAAGCAUGCACAUUUACACCGAGUAACCUUCAGCACAUUCAGAUUAAGGAGAACUUGGAUAAGGUGAAGAUGCCCUUACACAGGCCAGUUGACUUAGACGCAAAAGCUGAAAAUAGUAUUUUAAAAUCAACGAUAAAUAUAUUGUCAAUAAACAUGCCGACGAAUAUCAUCCAGCGGGAAGGCCUGUUUGAGCUGAUCAUCGGGGAAACGUUUGCAGUAAACUCCCCAUACAGUAUUGAGUUAUUGAUCAAUGAGCCUUUGGAUUACGAAGUCAGCCACGAGGUAGGUCUAGUGGUGACCGCAGGUGACGCUGCGAAAAACAGAUCAUGUACGCUGUACGUAGUAAUCCACAUUGAAGAUGAAAAUGAUAACCCACCAAGAUUUAUGGAGAAGUCGGUGCAUAUUACCAUUCCAGAAAACGCAAGUAGGUCAGUUCCUAUUUAUACACCAAAAGCCUCGGAUAGAGACGCAGGUCCAGUGUAUGGGCUGCUCAGUUUCAGGCUAAGUCCCUUCAACGCAGCUGCCAUUUUGUCUACUUUUUAUGUCAAUCCGAAAAAUGGCUCCGUUUUCAUUCUCAAGCGUUUGAAAUACGCCCAACAAGCAAAUUACAAGCUUAUCCUUGAGGUGCACAAUUUCGAGGUGGCGCCCGAUCCACACCGAUCGGGGACCUACACAGAGGAGGGUGCAGAGCCGAUAACAGAACAAUAUGCUCUACGUGAUCAGAUGGAGUUGCGGAUUGAACUAAUUGAUGUUAAUGAUAAUAGUCCAGUUAUCCGAAUCUACUCGGUCAACGGGAGCAACGUAUUGGCAAUACCGGAGCAUGCGGACUCACUGCCAGCCGAUGUCGCGGUUGUAAGUGUGACGGAUGAAGAUGUUCAAGCCAACAACCAAAUAACGUGUCGCCUGGAUGAUGAAUCCACGAGGCACUUUCAGCUGACUAGCAUUAGUGAAGACAGACCGGCACAGGCCAGUGACGGAAGAGGUGUAAUGCAAGAGUCAUAUGGAAUAAUGUACAAGCUGUCCACAUUGCAUGCGUUUGAUCGCGAGACAGACGAACACGUACAAUUCGCAGUCAUAUGCGACGACAACGGGGUUCCGGUACAAAGGUCAUCGGUAACGAGCAUACUACACAUUCAUGACAUAAACGACAACAGCCCAUGGUUCAGCACAACGUCAAUACACUUGACAUUGUCAGAAGACAGUGAUCCGGUGAGGCGAGAGAACAAUUACUAUGUGAUACAGUUAAAUGCCACUGACGCAGACAUAGGAGAAAAUGGGCAUGUCUCAUAUACAUUUGUGAGUGAGGACACGAGUGAAUUAUUCCACGUGGAUGCAAAUACCGGCAUUGUUCACACAACAGGCUUGUUAGACCGUGAGAAGAAAUUGGGGUUUAAUUUUACAGUAGUCGCGUCGGACAAUGGUAUUCCUCCAAAAUCUGGCACGAUAACGAUACUGAUAGAUCUGACAGAUUACAAUGAUAACGCUCCAGAGUUUCAAGAGUCAAAGUACGAUUUCUCUAUCGCCGAAGAUGUACCUAUCGGACAUUUGGUUGGAACUGUUGUUGCCUGUGAUAAUGACAUUGGACCGAAUGCAGCAUUGAAGUUCUACUUGAUUUAUUCGAUGGAAUCCAAUGGGUCCGCUAUCUUACACGACCGGUAUGAACUCGUGAGCGACACUGCAGAGGAACCUUUUCGUCUGAGAUAUGAAAAGUCUACGAAGCCGAACUGUUACUCUGUCAUGGUGCUAACAAAUACCCAGCUCGAUCGUGAAUCCAUGAUUGAUGAGUAUCCCGUCACUCCUGGGAAGCAAUUUCUGAAAGAAGGCAUCAAUCCUCGCCAACCAUACGAAACCGAACGAAUUGCUAUGUAUACUAUGAAGAUGAUCGCGGAAGAUAAUGGAUCGCCAAGGCUAGUGGCCUCGAUUCCUCUCAGUAUAAAUAUCACAGAUGUAAACGAUGAGUCGCCAAUAUUUAUCUUCCCAGGGCCAGAACAGCGAUACCUGACCUAUUCUUGCUACGGAAAACCAGGAUCCGAGGUUCUGAGAGUCUUAGCAACUGACAUGGACGAAGGACCGAAUGGAACAGUGGAAUAUUCACUAGAACAACUGGAGCUGUAUGAUGUGAAAAGGGCGGACGCCUCAAUUAAAACCUGUCAGAAGAGAUGGACAUGGCGUACAAUCUCAACGGAGAAUCUACGGGUAAACCUGCACGAAUAUUUCAAGGUGGACGAUAAUACGGGGGACGUUGUCCUAGACAAAGAGCUGCCAGAUGCACUAAUCGGACUCACGGUUAAGCUAACCGUGAUAGCGAGUGAUAUGGGUCCGGUGGAAAGGAGGAGGACACCAAUAGAUGUAUGCGUGAAAAUCACAGAUGCACCGGUCAUACAAGAUAAUUUUUCAAUUGCUGGUUACCUUCGCUGGUCCGGAAGACAAGGGAAGGCUGUGUUCUACGGAUAUGUCAUCGUCGGUGUCCUCAUAUCGAGCCUCAUCGCUUCCAUCGCUUUUGUCGCACUGUUUUACUUUGCUUGGCAUCGGUCUAGAUCCCAGAAGAAAGGACGAGGAAUCAGUGUGGUCAAGUCAGGGGAUGUCGAGCACAGAUCGCUAACGCCCAAUGAAGUGGAUCUGGGUCACGCAAUCGAAAAUGCUGUCUAUGGAACUAUGAAGGUUCAACAGUCGGCACUCCAAUGGUCAUCAAUCGAUACUGACGGACCAUAUGAACACAGUUUGCAAGACGUUCUGCGGUAUACAGACGUGGAUCAAUUCAAUCCAUUCCCAAUGGGGAACACUGGAAUGACGAUCGCUUGGGAUGAGUCGUUGGGCACACAGCGAUCAUCAUCAAACAGAUACCCGGCAGAGCAAUACGGAUUUGCAACUUACAAUUUAGGCAACCACACUGUUUUUAAUUCUUAUCUCACGGAUUCCGUGACUGGAAAAUCAGGUACACGCUACUGAAUCAAGC
Molecule: messenger RNA, 3397 nt
Organism: Dicrocoelium dendriticum
Lineage: Eukaryota; Metazoa; Platyhelminthes; Trematoda; Plagiorchiida; Dicrocoeliidae
Source: the annotation of a GenBank genome assembly